Ricinus communis (castor bean) is the source of this 3107-nucleotide messenger RNA. RefSeq names its product eukaryotic translation initiation factor-like. Bases 286 to 2682 code for a protein of 798 amino acids. Lineage: Eukaryota; Viridiplantae; Streptophyta; Magnoliopsida; Malpighiales; Euphorbiaceae. The record is from RefSeq and is a predicted model, not a curated record. Gene Ontology annotation, molecular function: protein binding; mRNA binding; translation initiation factor activity. The transcript has 9 exons. Gene Ontology annotation, cellular component: eukaryotic translation initiation factor 4F complex.
CUUUCUCUUCUCUUCUCUUCUCUGUUUCUCAAACAGAAGAGAGAGAAACGCAAACCAAUCUCUCUCUCUUUCUCUCUCUAAAAACUAUCCUUUCUAUCACUACCCAUCUAUCUAUCUAUAUAUAUAUAUAUAUAUAUAUACAAACAUUGAAACUAUCCUAUAUCUUGAUUCAGCUUUUGUUAUUGUAAGCUGAAUCUUUGUUUUGUUUUUUUCUUUCUUCUCGUUCUCGUGCGUUUUUUGAUUGGACGGCGGAGAUUAAAUCUUCUUAGAGUGAAAGAUCGAGGUAUGCAGCAAGGUGAUCAGACGGUGUUGAGCUUGAGACCUGGUGGUGGUCGAGGAGGAAGCAGCAGACUCUUUAAUCCACGCUUAGAGUCUAAUUCUUCUUCUUCAUCUUCUUCUUCUAUUGCUUUUGGUGAUCUCCCUCUUCUGCGCCCUCAUGCCGGUGCUCCUCUAAAGACUGGAGACUCAAGGUUUGAGGUCCGUGAUAGAGUGCGGUACACGAGAGACCAGCUGUUGCAGCUUAGAGAGGCUGUUGUCAUCUCUGAUGAGAUUUUAAAAAUCAAACGAGAAAUUGAAGCUGAGCUUUUUGGUGAAGAUCAAAGCUGGAGUCGUGGAGAAAGCAAUCCACCAAAUCAGCCCCCGAGUCGCUACUCAGAGCCAGAUAAUCGUGACUGGCGUGGUCGUUCUGCACAAUUUUCUACCUCUGGAGAGGAGAGGUCUUGGGAUUCUCUUAGAGAAAACAGAGAGACUGGCGGGCGAUAUGACUCCAGACAGACAGAAGCAAAUCAAUUUAAUCGUCAAGACCAACUUAACUCCCAAUUUGCAAGAGCCCAAAUCUUUUCCAAUCAAUCGGGCGGCCCUGCUCCAGCUUUAGUCAAGGCUGAGGCUCCAUGGUCAGCUAGAAGAGGGAAUCUUUCUGAGAAGGAGCGUAUCUUGAAGACUGUAAAAGGUAUACUGAACAAGCUUACUCCUGAGAAAUAUGAUCUUCUCAAGGGUCAGCUUAUCGACUCUGGCAUUACAUCUGCCGACGUCUUAAAGGAUGUGAUAAAGCUUAUAUUUGAGAAGGCUGUUCUGGAGCCCACUUUUUGUCCCAUGUAUGCUCAGCUAUGUUCUGAUCUUAAUGGAAGGCUUCCCUCAUUCCCAUCAGAGGAACCAGGUGGGAAAGAGAUAACAUUCAAGCGAGCUCUUCUGAAUAUCUGCCAGGAGGCAUUUGAUGGUGCUGAUAAACUGAGGGAGGAACUUAGGCAGAUGACAUCUCCAGAUCAGGAGCUUGAACGCAGGGACAAGGAAAGAUUGGUCAAGCUUCGUACCCUUGGAAACAUCCGUUUGAUUGGAGAGCUUCUGAAGCAGAAGAUGGUUCCUGAGAAGAUUGUUCAUCAUAUUGUCAUGGAACUUUUGGGAUCUGAUAACAAAGUUUGUCCUGCUGAAGAAAAUGUUGAGGCCAUAUGCCAGUUCUUCAACACUAUAGGAAAGCAGCUUGAUGAAAGUCUGAAGUCACAGCGCAUAAAUGAUAUGUACUUUAAUCGAUUGAAGGAACUGGCAUCAAACCCUCAACUUGCACCACGUCUAAGGUUCAUGGUUCGUGAUGUUCUUGAUCUGCGGUCAAAUAAUUGGGUUCCUAGACGUGAAGAGGUUAAAGCUAAAACCAUCACUGAGAUACAUUCUGAGGCAGAAAAAAAUCUUGGAUUGCGUCCCGGUGCUACUUCAAGUAUUAGAAAUAGUCGUGGUGUUAUUUCUGCCGCUCCAGGAGCUGCUGGUCCUGGGGGCUUUCUCAUCAACCGACCUGGCACUGGGGGUAUGAUGCCUGGCAUGCCAGGUACUAGGAGGAUGCCUGGGGUGCCCGGAAUUGAUAAUGAUAAUUGGGAAGUACCCAGGACCCGUUCAAUGCCAAGGGGUGAUGGAUCAACUAUGCAGCCUACGGGGCGUGUCCCAUCACCAAUGUUUAACAAGUCAUCCUCUGUGAAUACAAGGCUGUUACCUCAGGGUAGUGGUGGUUUUAUGAGUGGAAAAAGUAGUGCCCUGUUGCAGGGAAGUGGUGGCCCUUCUCCCCGCCCAUGCAACAUCAGUUUGGGUACAGAGCCUCCUGCACAGGCUCCUGCGCCUAGAAAAAUUGUGCCCACUCCUCAUAUGCCACCAGCUGUGGAGAAACCAGUGGCUUCAGCUGCAAGCUUCAAUCCCAAUGAACUUAGGAGAAAAACAAUUUCGCUGUUGAAGGAAUAUUUCAGUGUUCGGCUUCUAGAUGAAGCAUUGCAGUGUGUGGAAGAACUGAACUCUCCAGUCUACCAUCCUGAAAUUGUUAAGGAAGUCAUCUGUCUUGGCUUGGAGGAGAAUCCACCAUGUGUUGAACCAGUUGCCAAGCUUUUGGAGUAUUUGUUUUCCAAGAAGGUUCUCACAGCUAAAGACAUAGGGACUGGGUGCUUGCUCUAUGGUUCUAUGUUGGAUGAUAUUGGUAUUGAUCUGCCCAAAGCACCUAAUAAUUUUGGUGAAAUCAUUGGGCUACUAGUUUUGGCUGGAGGAAUGGACUUUAAAGUGGUGAGAGAGGUCCUUAAGAAGAUGGAGGAUGAUAGAUAUCAGAAAGCUAUAGUUGAUGCAGCAAUGAGGACUAUUAGUUAUAGUCCAGAUGGCCAAGUUGUAUUAGAUUCACAGGCAUCUGAUAUCGAGGCUUGCCAAACUUUGCUGUAGUAAGCAUAGCAUUGCCCAAGUACCUCAGUGUCUGUAUCCACAUGAACCUUUGUGCUUUUUUUCGUUUUCGCAUUAUAAUGCCCUGUCCAAAACCUUAUGAGGUGAGCAACUUGUACUAUGUGAUAAGGUGGAGCUGCCAAGAACAGGUCAUUUUUCUUUUUUCUUUGUCAGAGUCAUAUUUUUCUCCUGAGGUCAUAGCUGUGUGUUAUUGAGCAAAGAAAUCAAACCAUAAUGCCAUGGAUUUUGUUCUCGAGCGUGGCUAAUUAUGUGCCUAAGUGCUUGGGAAGGCCCUUUAAGGGAUCCAGUUGUUUUGUAUUUGAUUAGUUUUGAUCAUCUUCAUUUUCUUGACCUCGAUUAAUUUAGUUUAUUGUUUGAACUACCCAAGUCAUAAAUCGUAAAAUGGAGAGAUCAUUGCGUUUGUGGUU